This is a messenger RNA of Neodiprion virginianus, 2032 nucleotides long. RefSeq names its product methionyl-tRNA formyltransferase, mitochondrial. Gene Ontology annotation, biological process: conversion of methionyl-tRNA to N-formyl-methionyl-tRNA; biosynthetic process. Gene Ontology annotation, cellular component: mitochondrion. Bases 139 to 1254 code for a protein of 371 amino acids. Lineage: Eukaryota; Metazoa; Arthropoda; Insecta; Hymenoptera; Diprionidae. Gene Ontology annotation, molecular function: methionyl-tRNA formyltransferase activity. The record is from RefSeq and is a predicted model, not a curated record. The transcript is spliced from 6 exons.
UAGGGACCACCACGAUAGUAUUAUUAGUAUAACUUAGUGCGGGCCACCGAGGUAGACGAGACGAUUCACAGUGCCAUUGUUUAGUUAAUGCGUGAAAUGCAUGACUGUUUACCACGAACGAGAUUUUGCCAGUGAUGUAUGAAUGUGUUGAAACAAAUAUACCCAAAAAUGAAUAUCAAUAUUCUAAGACUGUUCAAUACAAAUAUUCCAAAAUUACACCAAGAAUUGAAGGACCGCACCAUUUUAACCAGGUUAUGUUCUCGUCAACAAAUUUCAACUCGGGUGAAAAAUGUUUGUACAGAAAGAAAAGCUCCCUGGAGCGUCUUGUUCUUUGGCAGUGAUGAUUUCGCGUUACAGAGCCUUAGGCAACUCUACCACAAGUAUGAAGCAGGGAAAUUGCUAAGUCGUCUCGAAAUUGUUACUGCUUAUGGUGGAAAAGAAAAUACUGUCACAAAAUAUGCGAGACAACACAGGAUACCGAUACAUAACUGGCCACCAGAUAUCAACCUGUCUGAAUUUCACAUUGGACUGGUCGUGUCCUUUGGGCAUUUAAUUCCAUCUCGCAUCAUACUCUCUUUCCCAUUAGGCAUGUUAAACGUCCACGGUAGUUUGUUGCCUAGAUGGAGAGGUGCUGCACCAAUAAUAUAUGCACUGUUGAACGGAGACAGUGAAACAGGUAUUAGCAUUAUGAAAGUGAUGCCAAAAAAAUUUGACAUUGGAGAAGUGGUGGCUCAACAAAAAUUAAAUGUUCAUCCUGAUGAAACAAUGCCAGAGUUACGAGACAGAAUGUCAAGGCUUGGUGCAGACCUUCUGAUAGACACUUUGAAAAGAUUGCCAGAUAUUUUAGAUCAUGCUGAACCACAAAGUAACGAAGGAAUAACUUAUGCACCCAAAGUAACUCCGAAGUUAUCUUUAGUAAAGUGGAAUGAAAUGACUGCUAAGAAUGUUUAUGAUUUGCAACGUGCCUUGUGUGAAUUAUAUCCCCUGACAACAACGUUUUUGGGUGCAACACUGAAACUCUUGGAUGUUCAGGUACUUAAAGACCCACUUCCAGGACAACAAGUGUCUGACAUAGUGCCAGGUCUACUGACAUUCAACAAAGAGCUGAAUAAAUUAGUGGUAUAUUGUCGAGGGAACACCAAAAUUUCAGUUAGUAACAUAGGCUGUCCUGGUCGACCGCCCAUGUCAGCUCGUGAUUUCUAUAACGGAUUUCUUUCGAAGAACAAACGAAAACCGUACCUUUUUUCGUCUUGAUUCUUAGGUAAUAAAUAGAAACAAAAUAAAUUGUAAUAUAAGUAGAUAAAAGUUAUACGACAUAUGCUAUGCAUUUUUCAUUUCACAAUGACAUUUUUCCACUUAGUUGGAUAUCAAAAUCGACCGUUCAGAGCCUAUAAUUCGAUAUAUUGGCUGUAAAAUUUUUUCAUCCACCAGCGUAGCAUCUUUAGACAUGUGGAAAUUGAUUUUUCAUGAAAAGCUGCAAUGGACUGACUACAAAUGAAUUCGAUUCCAGUGUGUUUAAGAAAUUGUUAAUUCUUCCAGAAAAUGAAAGAAGCUAAGAAGUUUUAUGCACAGAGUUACGUUACCGACCUAAGAGUACUAACGAGAAUUAUUUUAAUUUUUCUCAAAACCUCGAUUCAAUUUGGAAUUUAUUGAAAAAUGAUUGUUAUCGCGAGAAACGGCUUUUGAGCUUAGAUUUCGCAAAUUAUUCGGUUGUUCAUAGAGUGCACUUUCUACAUCUGAAUAAUGGAGUCACAAAUAAUUUAUCUUCAAUUUUUUACAUGACCUCAAAAAUUUCAUACGAAACUGCUGCAGAAUCAAUCCACAGAACCCUUUUCAGAUGUAUUUUCGAUAAAGAAACGCAUCACAGUAAUUUGACCAGAAUUCAUUGAAUUUUGUUAUUAGGAAUUCGUCAUAGGCUAAUAACUUUAUGGAAAAUAUACAUAAUUAUUUUAUUGCAAAAACUCGCGAGCUUAACUUUCUUGCAGAGUAUGUUACCGCAGUAUGAAUUUUUCCUAAUAAACAGAAACAUUGA